GUAUAUUUAUGCUUAUUACUCUACAUAAUGCAUGAUAAAUGAUUAAUGCAGAUACUCUUUGAUUAGUUCAUUAUGAUUAUAAUUAUAAAUGAUUAGUUCAUUUAAUUAAAGAAAAAGGUGAAUAAUGAUGAAGUUCACUAGAUGGGGUGUAUGCAAUAUAAUCCAUCAAUGAUAGUCAGAUUGGAAAAUACAAAUAAUGAGUGGAAAUAUAAUUAUCACUUGAUUUUGUAAACUAAUUCAAAUUUAUAUUGAGUUGAUAAAAUAUUACGUACAUGUAAUAUAUAAUGAAUAUCUAAAUAAUUUGUUUAUUUAUGGUAGAUUAUGGCAACCUAGAACAGUAUAGCUGAACUCAAUAUGGGAGAAAAACUUAAUGGAGAAAACUAUAAAAUCUAGCACCUCAGGAUAUAUAGUAUGUACUUGAAGAACAAGAAGUUCUUGAAGCUAUAAAUCAGGUUAUGGUAGAACCUAUAGAUGAUCCCACUGCACAUAGCAAACAAGAUCUUGAUGCCUAUAAGGCAUGGAAGAAAAAAUACUCCACUGCAAAGGGCAUAUUGUUUAGUUCAAUGGUUGAUGACCUAACUUUUAAGUAUGAGUCGUAUCUUUCGGCUCACGCAGUCUGGGUAGUCCUUAAGGAGAAAUAUAGUGGAGUAAGUCUGAGCAAGCUUCUAUAGCUGACGAUCAAGUUUAACAGUUACAAGAAGCGUCCGAAUGUUUCGAUGGUUCAACAUCUCAAGGAGACGUCGAACAUGAUUCAGAAGUUUAAAAUUGCUGGUCAUGAGUUGACCAAUGUAUAACAAGUUCAAACAGUUAUUCGUUCCGUUUCAAAUUCUUGUAGACCAUGAAGCAAACCCUAACUUAUAGUAAAAGUAUCAAGACUUUCAUUGAUGUCUCACACCAUGUAGAAUUGGAGGUGGAGAAAGAGAAUCCCCAAGGAUUUUUGGAUUGGCCUAUGUGGCCAUCGGUUUUGUUGGAUCAUCUGGAUCUAAGAAAAAAAAAUGAUUUAAGAAGGGGAAGGGAAAGAAGCAAGAAGCUGAUACUGUGGGGCAGGUAUAAUCAAGAAGAAGGGAAAGAAGAUUGGAGUGAAACCUAAAAGCAAGUUGACUUGCUUUAAUUGUGAUAAGAAAGGUCACUUCGUUCGGGAGUGCACUGAGCCGAAAAAGAUUCGAGAGUAACCAACCAUGUAACUCGGAAGUGAGUUACAUUUGUAGAGUACCGUCGGGUUCCAGCUGACAACAAAUGGAUCUAUGUGGUAAAUAAUUCAAGGUUGAAGUCAAAGGAGUCAGCACUUGCAAACUCAACCUCCAUAGUGGUCAAGGAGGAUAUUUGGAUUCUCUGUGUCUCUCAUUCUCAUCAACCUUGCUUCUAUUAUGGAGCGUGCCGAUGAGAGUCUAUUACCAGCAGUUUAUAAAGAAGUUAGUCAGGCCUUCAAUGCUGGUCCUAUUGAGCUCGGAUACCUUACUUUCAUACUAAAGUUUGUUCAGUCAAUAGCAUGUCCUGUGGCAGGCGUGCUAGUCCUUUAUCAUGACCGCCCUGUUGUUUUGGCAAUGGGUACUGCCUUCUGGGCUUUGUCCACAGCUGCAGUUGGUUUGAGCCAGCGUUUUGAGCAGGCUGCAUUUUGGAGGGCAAUAAAUGGGUUUGGGUUGGCCAUUGUCAUACCUGCACUGCAAUCAUUCAUCGCAGAUAGUUAUAUGGACGGUGUGCGUGGUACUGGAUUUGGCUUGUUAAGCCUUGUAGGUGCAGUAGGGGGUAUCGGAGGUGGUGUUCUGGCUACAAUUAUGGCUGGACACGAGUAUUGGGGAAUACCAGGAUGGCGUUUUGCUUUCAUCAUGAUGGCAUCAGUGAGCUUGCUGAUUGGAGCUCUGGUAUAUCUGUUUGUUGUUGAACCUAGGAAAGAUCCUUUGGCUGCUCAUGGUGCUGAUGAUGACACUGAAAGGGCCAUCCUGGUUCCGAAAGGUACCGUAACUGUAUCUUCGAUCUGGAGUAAUUCCUGGUUAGCAAUGAAAUCUGUGAUGAGAGUGCAUACAUUUCAGAUCAUUGUCCUUCAAGGCAUUGUUGGUUCAUUACCAUGGACAGCCAUGGUUUUCUUCACAAUGUGGUUUGAAUUGAUAGGAUUCGACAAUAACAGCUCAGCUGCGUUAAACAGCUUUUUCGCCGUCGGAUGUGCUUUGGGUUCCUUCCUAGGGGGAUACAUAGCUGACAGCAUCUCCAAGUACUACCCUGACUCGGGCCGAGUUAUGUGCGCUCAAUUCAGUGCCUUCAUGGGCAUUCCUUUUUCUUGGAUUCUUCUUACUCGAAUCGAGCAGUCUGUAGAAAACUGGAAUGCUUUUGCCGUCACACUGUUCUUCAUGGGCUUAUGCAUUAGCUGGUGUGCCUCUUGCGCCAACAACCCCAUGUUUGCAGAGGUUGUCCCACCCAAGCACCGCACAAUGAUUUAUGCAUUUGAUCGAGCAUUCGAGGGAUCGUUCGCCUCAUUUGCAGCACCAGCAGUAGGUUACCUUACCGAGAAGAUUUAUGGUUAUGAUCCAAAAUCAUUCGAGACAUCAGGCGGCUCCGCUCAAGGUGCAUUAGCACUAUCAAAGGGUCUUCUGGUGAUGACUAUCAUUCCUUUCGGCUUGUGUAGCUUAUUUUACAGCCCCCUCUAUGUGAUAUUUAAGCUCGAUCGGGAUCGCGCUAAGGUGGCCUGUUCAAAGGAGCUAGAAAUGAUCUCGUAGAAAGACAGUAGCAACUUCGCGAGCUUAGUGUAGAUGAUGAUUUAGUCGAAUGCACUGGAAAUCUUUCAUUUAUAUGACACGUUUGUAAUAAGUUCGAAGUUUUGACCCCCUUUCAUUUGUAUUUAUCUCAUCUUAACCAUUCUAGUUCA
Zingiber officinale is the source of this 2860-nucleotide messenger RNA. Its product is annotated as putative glycerol-3-phosphate transporter 2. Gene Ontology annotation, molecular function: transmembrane transporter activity. Gene Ontology annotation, biological process: transmembrane transport. The record is from RefSeq and is a predicted model, not a curated record. Gene Ontology annotation, cellular component: membrane. The transcript is spliced from 5 exons. Lineage: Eukaryota; Viridiplantae; Streptophyta; Magnoliopsida; Zingiberales; Zingiberaceae. The coding region runs from base 1368 to 2711 and encodes 447 amino acids.